GUUUCUUUUGCGGUUACGAUGUUUUUUUUACUAUAGCUGAAUAGCUCAUUCACUGCUAGUUUGGUUUGGAGUUAUACUGGUUUUUGCAUGAUUGACAUAAUGAAUCCAAACUCUCGUGAAUAAUUCCCCUAUAAAAACAACUGCUUCUUCACCAGUAGAACUUACACAAUUUCCAGAAUGUCUUCAUGGGUUUCAUUCAUGGUGGUGCUCCUUUGUUUCUCCAUUAAUGGCAUCGCGGAUGCCAGACACCGGAAACAGCUGCACUCUCCAGCCAUUGUCGUCGGAACUGUCUACUGUGACACUUGCUUCCGUCAAAAAGUAUCCAAAUCCACCCAUUUCAUUUCAGGUGCGAAGGUGGCGGUGGAAUGCGGCGGCGAUGGUGGGAAGCAGAGUUUCCGGGUAGAAGUGAAGACGAACGAGAAGGGUGAGUUUGAAGCUAAACUGCCGGUUUCAGUUGGUAGAAGUGUGGAGAAAAUCAAAGGGUGUUCAGUUAGAUUGAUUAGCAGCGGCCAGCCGUACUGUGCGGUGGCUGCCACCGCCACCUCGUCGGAGAUUCGUUUUAAGUCGAAGAAGGCGGGGACUCAUGUUUUCUCAGCUGGGUUUUUCACUUUUAAGCCCGAAUUGUGUAACCAGAAAGAUACUAUCGGAAAAGGUUUUCCACCGGCGCUUCCUGAUAUUCCUGCGCCGUUCUUGCCGCCGAUCGGUGGAGGCGUUUUACCUCCUCUUCCGGUGCCGGAUGUACCCAUGCCACCUCUAAUUCCCCCGCUACCACAGCUCCCUGGUAUUCCACUUCCACCUGUUAGCCGCCAAAAAUCAUCGGAAUCCGAUAGAUUGGCCGAUCAAAAAAGUUUUGGUUUCCCGUUUCCACCGCCACUGUUCCCACCGCUGCCGUUUGUACCAUCGCCGCCUUCAUUGAUUCCUCCCGUCAUUCCAUCACCACCACCGUCACUGUUCCCUCCCCUCGUUCCAUCACCACCACCAUCAUUGUUUCCUCCCCUAGUUCCAUCACCACCAUCAUCGUUGUUUCCACCAUUGCCGUUUCCACCUGUACCAGGUUUGAUUCCAUCACCGCCGCCGCCACCACCGCCGGCGUUCCCAAUUCCUCUGCCUCCACUACCUCCACUACCUCAACUACCUCCAGUACCUCCGGUACCAGGAUUCCCUACAGUCCCACCGGCGAAAACCUCCCCUUGAUUAAACUCGUAUAUAUAUAAUAUUAUUAUUGCAUAACCUUUUGAAGUAACCUUUCCAUACAAACGCGCGUAUUACAAUAAUGGGUAUUGUAAUUGUAGCAUGAAUAAAUCUUACAUGGUAAAAUGGUUGGGAUUCCUAUAAAUAGUUUAAAAAUUUUGAGAUCCAAUUAUGCGUUCCAAGUAUUGUUUAAUAGAUAGCAUUCUAUGAGUUUCUAAUAGAAGUUUUAUCCUUUUUAUUUAAAUGUUAGAUUAUUUGACAUGUAAAUAAUAUUUCACGUGUGUUCGUCCUUAUGAAUAAGAUUUGUAUCGUAUUUGAUAAGUAGUUCUCUCUAGAGAAGAACCAUGAUUUGUAUCAUUCUCUUUUACACGGAAUAAAUAUUCGGUGCCAAAUGAUAGGUGUUUACAAGCGAUGUCUACUUGUCUAGCCUAGUUUGGAUCGAUGUAUUGGGUUUUAUACUCAUAUGGGACAUAAGUUUUCGAGUUUGAUUCCCUUAAACUACUUAUUGUGGUAUGAUAUCCAU
Molecule: messenger RNA, 1714 nt
Organism: Lactuca saligna
Lineage: Eukaryota; Viridiplantae; Streptophyta; Magnoliopsida; Asterales; Asteraceae
Source: the annotation of a GenBank genome assembly